Messenger RNA from Mercenaria mercenaria, 4360 nucleotides. RefSeq names its product sorting nexin-25-like. Lineage: Eukaryota; Metazoa; Mollusca; Bivalvia; Venerida; Veneridae. The record is from RefSeq and is a predicted model, not a curated record. Gene Ontology annotation, cellular component: intracellular membrane-bounded organelle. The coding region runs from base 18 to 3065 and encodes 1015 amino acids. Gene Ontology annotation, molecular function: phosphatidylinositol binding. The transcript is spliced from 23 exons.
CCACAAAAUUCAUCUGAAUGCAAUUUCAAAGAAAAAAGUACCCAAUAAAUUUUCGUCAUAAUUUUUCUAUUUUAUUGGAAAUAAAAUCAGCUGUCUGCAAUUUUCGGCAAUGUAAAUUUGUAACUUGUGAACAGUCACCAGCUGUAUUUGAAGCAGUGAUGAGUCUUCCGCCACCAGUUGCUUGUGGAUGUAUUAUUGGUAUAUUAGCAGUUCUCUACCACUACGACUUGCUGUUUACAACAUUUACUAUCUGUGUUCAUCUUGCCGUGGGUACACUAGGAAUAUAUCUAGGUGUAUCAUGGGCGCUGGUACGAGGGAAGCAGUACACUCCACCGGAACUACCCAAGGCGUUAAGGCAUCCUCACAUCAGUUUAGUUCUACAAAAUAUGAUGGAGGCUAGGUCAGAGUUUAAGCCAGGCCUGAAUAAAGUGGUGAUUUCACGCAACAUGGAUUUAGCCUUACAAGAUAUUAUAAAUUUGCUGCUGCGUGAUUUUAUACUGACAUGGUACAAGGACCUAUCAGUAGACCAUGAUUCCCUGCAAACAUAUUUACAGACAGAUUUGUGGAAACUGAUAGAGAACGUCAGUGACAGAUUGACAAAAAUAGACACUGUCCAGUUCAUUACACAAGAUGUUGUCAAUAAACUCAAACAACACUUUCAAGACAUUCGAUUGGCAACAAAGAAAGGACCGUCAGAUGAACCUAUGAGGAAGUUUGUGUUACAUCCCUGGCUACAAUCUGAAGAGCAGGAAUUAAACUUCCAGAGAAAAGUCAGCGAGGCCCUCUUGUUGGUGUUUCUGCCAAAAUAUUAUUCCAAGUCUCCACCAAUCAGACAACUACUGAGAGAAGUUGUAGCUAAUACAGUUCUCAAGCCCUCCAUAGAUUUGAUAUGUGACCCAGAUUAUAUCAACCUGCAGUUACUAUCAUAUAUUGAAUAUCGAGAGAAGCUCUCAGAAGACACCAGGAGAACCUAUACAUACGCUGCAACUUACGAAGAUUUUGUUAAAAUGAUUGAGCAGUACGAUGAUAUUGAACACUUGAAACAGUUAAGGUUUAACAUAAUGACUGAAAUUAUGCAGGCCACUACAAUCAACAAUUUGAAAAAGUCCAAUUUUACAGAUAAGCCGGGGACCAGUAAAGGAGAAAGAAGACAAAGUACAGCAAAAGGAGAACUUCUGAAACAGAGGAAUCUUAAAAGAUACAUCAAUCAGUUGACAGUUGCUAAGGCUCGCUGUGAGAAAAGGAUACAUAAACUUGGUGGACCAGACUAUAAAUACUACACAGGGGAAACAGAGGAGGGGAGUAAACAGUCUUCAGCUUUACCUGGCCGUAAGGUGAUGUCAUUUAGUGUAAUAAUGGAUUCAGCAAUUGCUAGAGGAUAUUUUGAAAAUUUUCUGCAGAGAGAAAGCAAUGAGUCAUUGCUAGGGUUUUGGAAUGCUGUUGAAAAAUUGAAGGAUGCAGACAAGAAACAGCAUCACCAUCUGGGUGCAGACAUCUACCAGAGGUAUAUCUCUAGCACAACAAGUGUUGUCAAGGUGGAUAAAUCACUUGCCAAGAAAAUGGAGACUUUUAUGCUGGGUGACUCUGGACCAGAUGCGUUCUUUGAAGCACAGCAGCAAGUAUACAAAGUACUAGAGAGGCAGCAUUAUCCUUCAUUCCUUGUCAGUGACCUCUACCAUAAAUAUGUGACUUUAACUGAAGAGCAAGGAGGGGAGACAACUGGUUCUGCAGGAAAAGAUGAGCUAUUCUUCGAGCCAAAGGAAGGUUGGUCGGAUGAAGAAGAUAAAAUGUUCUCGCAGCAGGCAUACGAAGCUGAGAAGAAACUUCAACAGCUGAACACAAAAAUCCUCAACAAAACACAAGCUCUUGAAGCUCUCAGGAACUCUGGCAAACCUGAUCCAAAGAUGCAGAAAGUUCAGGAGGAGAUGGAUAGUGAACUAGCUGCAAUGCAAGAAGAGAAAAGAAGAUUAGAUUCACAUAUAAUGAGAACUGAACAGUGGUGUGAAAAUGUCGGCAAGUGGACAGCACAUAUAUAUGAAGCUGAUAUUUUUAUGGAAGGAGAUAAGAAGGUGCCAUUAUUUGUUCUAGUCAUUCAUCUGUCAGGAAGUUCUUCCCAAAACCUACAGAAUAGCACCCAGGGCUGGGUUGUCAACAGAAAACUACAGGAUUUUUAUGCUGUACAUGAAAAACUUGUGCAGAUUGCUGGAUCAUGGUUGAAAAAUAAAGAGCUGCCGAAAGUAGGAAGGUUUACAACAGUAGAUGCCAAAUUUUUGAAAGAUGCCAAAGCACAACUAAAUGACUACCUCAAGGCUAUAAUGAAGGACGAGCGUCUAUCAGACAGCCAGGCCCUGUAUGGGUUUUUGACUCCAACACCAGAAUACUUCCAGCAACCUGGGCAGGAUAAGAAGAGCGGAUUUUUUCUUAAAAAUAUUUUCAAAAGUUUGCCAAGUAUUGGCCAAGACAGCCGGGAUACAGAGGACGACUUGUUGUUUAGUGCUGAAGACAGGACGGAUGAUAGAAGUAAGGAUUCGAUUGCAGAACCUUUGUAUGAUCUUAUCAAUGAAGUCUAUGAGCUAAAAGGCAUGUUUAAGUGGCUGAGAAAGAGUUUUAUUGCAUUUGUUGAAGUGACUUUUGGAAGGUCUAUAAACAGACAGCUGAGGGAAACAGUCGACUGGAUUUUCUCUGAGCCGAUGAUCAUUUACUAUAUCAAGAGUUUCAAAGAUUCCAUGUGGCCAAAUGAUGUGCUAGCUGAACCAUUACCUUCCAGGUCAGAUGAAGAAAAAUUGAGGACCAGAUUAAAAGCCAAGGAAAAGUUCUUACUCAUUCAGCCAGAUGCUGUGAAAACUCUUGUAGGAGAAGAAAACAAGAGACGAGGAACAAUAAAAAUGUUCGAGGUUCUUCAGGACACAAGACUUAAUAAACAACUAUUUUAUGCAUUACUGCUAUUGCUUCUUCAACACCUUAUACCAGAACUGGGUGCCAUGUUGACACAAGAUGAUGCUGUAGAAGACAGUAGUGAUGUACCUGUUGUAAUAAGUGGUGAACAACAGACUGAUGUCAAAUGAAUGAACAAUGUUCUUGGAAGUUCAUAACUGUCGCUUAUAUUAUGUUUGGUAUCGCUAACAACUAUUAUUUACGAUACGGAGGUCACUAUGAUCCCAAGGCGGCAGCUAUAACCUUAAAGCUGCUUCGUUGUAGCAACGUGGGAUGUGCAAUUUCAUUUUUUCAUUUCUAAUGCAUAUUUACACUUACUUGAGGCAGCUAAUUUAUAACAAGUCCAAUUGCAGUAUAAACACUGAAGGUAUAGAUUAGUUUGUUAAGUAUAUCAGAAAGGGUAAUGCAAGGAACAAAAACUUGAAAAACGGCUUUGAUAUUGUUUUUUUCCCAGGAAAUAAGCUGAAGAUCGUGGGUACUUGCUACAGGUAUUGUACACAUGCUGACCUCUAGGCAGUUAUCAUAUAUUGCAUCUUAAAUGCUUUUUACAUUCCGAAGAUUUUUUUGUGUUUCGUUGUCUUUCCUUGUUAUUCCAAAUAGAUGUCUUUCAUUUUCAUAAAUUGUUGCUUAAACUGUAGAUUCUUCAUGUAAGGAGAAAUAUUCGUUUUUCUUGGUCAGUAUAUAAUUGUAGUGAAUUUAGAAAUUCUCUCAACUGCAUGUUUCAUACUGGUACAAGAUAUUGUGAACUGUGAUGAUCUUUUUGCUUACUUAUAUCUUUAGUGAAACUCUGAUUCACAUUUUAGUAUAACUGAGAGACAUUUCUUUAAAUUCAUAAGAACCUUUUCUUCACUGUCCCGUCUCUAAACUAAUGCAAAGGUCUUUAAGAAAUGCGACAGUAAAAGAGUACUCCUUGCAUUUCCAUUCCAUUUGCUGUGAUCAAUGUCCUCAAGGGUCCAAAGAAAAUACAUUUAUUUAUAUUUUACAUCAUGUAACUCGAUAAAUCACCUGACACAUCCAAAUACUGCUUAAAAUUAAUUUGAAAACCAGAUCUGCACGAAUCUUGUGGCCAGACACGUAUUGCCAGAAUUUGCUCGAGUAACGCUAACAGAAUUCUCAAUUUAUUUAUCAGUUUGCUGACUUCCUGGCUACGCGUUUAAGCCGGCAAAGCAUCAUCCUUGAUCAGUAAUUCCCUUUUGAAUGUCUUUUUAUGGUAUGCCAGGUAUAGCGUCAUUGUCGAGAGUGUUUAUGGCCCUUUUUUGACAUUGACAGUGUUCGAGGAUAGGGAACAUUCUCACUUUAUCUUGAGACCGUUUUUAAUGAUGAUAGAAUUUGUAUAUAUUACAUUGUAUUGUUUUUGAAUAAGAAUGUAUAUGAUAUUUUGUUUAUUGUUUUACAGAUAUUUGUGCAAUAAAACAUUUAAAGUAAA